AUGUCGAAAUUCUUCAGUUCCGUGCUUCUCAUUUCCAUCGUACUCUUCGUCGCCCACGCGGCUCCAGCAAGCGCCGCAGCAGGAGGCUUCUUAAGCCAAAGUCGCUGCGAUGAAUCUACCUUUCAAUUUUACGACGUAAUCGAACUAGGUCCUGCUCCUGAAUACAAAAUUACCGUUACACCCAAUCUCUCAGGUCUCUGUCCCGGCUCGUCCGGCCAAAUGACGAAUUCCACCUUGAAUUUGAAUACAUGCCUCGCAAACAAUGAUGCUCAUCUCCUCUGGCAGAAGAAGUACACAAACUCUCCACUCCCCUCAUUUCUUCUAACAUAUCUGCGUAGUGGCAUGUUCCAAAGCUCCUGCGGCUGCACACUCCAAAUGCCAAAUCUCUGCUGCGGCUGCAGUAAAUCAAACGGCGAGACAGUUGACAGCGGAAUCUGCAUCGAUCUCAAUCAAGGAGUCGCAGCAGCAGCUGGAAAGUUGAAUUGCAAUACUCUUCCUAGCAACGGUUAA
Sclerotinia sclerotiorum 1980 UF-70 is the source of this 510-nucleotide messenger RNA. RefSeq lists its product with no specific name. Bases 1 to 510 code for a protein of 169 amino acids. The record is from RefSeq and is a predicted model, not a curated record. Lineage: Eukaryota; Fungi; Ascomycota; Leotiomycetes; Helotiales; Sclerotiniaceae. The transcript is spliced from 3 exons.